Messenger RNA from Salmo salar (Atlantic salmon), 4285 nucleotides. RefSeq names its product caspase recruitment domain-containing protein 8. Lineage: Eukaryota; Metazoa; Chordata; Actinopteri; Salmoniformes; Salmonidae. Gene Ontology annotation, biological process: regulation of apoptotic process. The record is from RefSeq and is a predicted model, not a curated record.
UGGUGUACAAAACCAAAAGUAAAAAGACGCAAAAACAAAUCUUGAACACCCACACGAGCAGAAAUCCACUUUUUCCGAUCUGAAAGACAUGGUUAGAGCUAACCCAUGAUGUUCAACUGGAAGGUUGCUGGACCUAAUCCCCGAGCUGACAAGGGAACCAUAAUGCUGCCUGCUAAGGAGCUACUGCUACUGGCCACUCUGGAGGAGUUGACUGAGAGAGGAGGAAACCUGGAGCAAUUUCAGUGGUUCUUGACUAGCCUGCUGCCCGUAUUUCCUCCCAUCCCAGAGAGCCAGCUGGAUGACCCUGACAGGCAGGACACAGUGGAUGAGAUGGUGCAGAGCUUCGGCCCUGAGGACGCUGUGAAGAUCACACUGAGGAUCCUGAGGAAUUUAAAACAGUUUGAUCUUGCAAAAAAGUUAGAGAUAAACUACAGACAAGUUACUCCAUGCUCUAAAGGCAUACUGACUUCCCCUGGAGCAAGUGGAGACCAGGAGACCUAUGAUGACAUUGAAGAAGGCGCAGGUGAAGAAUGUGACGUCAUGUGCUAUGAUGACCAAGUUUGGGGGUCACCACAACCUCACAUAAGCAUUCCUGAAGGAGAAGAUGAAGAAUAUGAGACCUGUGAUGUCAUAGACAUUACCGCCACUUCAGCUCCACUGCACACAACCAUUCCUGAGAGAGGAGCAGAAGGCCUUUACCCCAAUAUAAAACCUCAACAAAAAGGGAUGCUGAAACGCAGUCUCUCAUUAAACGAUCUUCAAGUCAGAACACCAUCCUCAUCUCGCAGAGUUUCCGGUGACAAAGGAGAAUGCAUCAGCUUGUUUAGCAGUUCUUUGAGUGCCUUGGACAAAAAGCAGUUGAGCAGCAAAGCCACUGAAAUGUGCCCCACAAUGCCAUCUGUUCCAGAUCUGCUCCUCGCUACUCUAGAGAUGCUAAGCGCAGAAGAGUGUAAGAGAUUUUUGAGUCACCUGGCUCACUCCCUGCUGUCCAUAUUUCCCCCCAUCCCAUGGAACCAACUGGAGAACGCUGACACAAAGGUCACAGUGGAUAAGAUGGUGCAGAGCUACAGCCCCGAAUAUGCUGUGAAGAUCACAGUGGUGAUCCUGAAGAUGAUGAAGUGGUUUGAUCUCGCUGAGAAGUUAAGGAAUAAUUACAGACUAGGGAGUAAAAGAGCAUGGAAAGUGUCACCGAGCAGUCACACAUCAUCUUUGUUCAAGGGUAAAGAGAAGACGGAGGAGCUUUUUGUUUCUAGGCCCUCUGCAAACAAAAAAAUAUAUACUAAUGAAGAACAAAAAACGGACUGCAAUUCAAAGAAACAAAGAUGUCAUGGUGAGGAGGAAAGGGGAUGUUUGGGUUCACAGACACAAACAUACCUAGUUCUGUCAUUGGAACUCAUAUAUGCAGGGAUCCCUGCUGCAGGUCACUCUGAUGAAGCUGAGCAAAGAAAUGAGGAAAAAAAUAAAUUUACUCCAAUCUGGCAACCUGCUGCCCGGCUUUCCUCCAAUCCCAGACAGCCAGCUAAGGUACGCCAACUUAGAGGUCACAGUUGAUAAGAUGGUGCAGAUCCUCGGCCCUGAGGAAGCUGUGAAGAUAACAUUCAGGAUCCUGAGGGACAUGAAUCUGCAUAAUAUUGCCGAUGAAUUGAAGAGGGAACACAUCAGAAACCAUGCCCUGUCAUGCCUUCCCAGUCGUCCUUUAUCUAGCGAACGAUCAAAGCAAGAGGAGAUCGAGGAACGUAUUGAAGUUAAUCUGUCUCAAAGCUUAACUGAUACCAAGGAGCAAUUAUUAAGGAAUGUAUUAGGAAAGGUCGACCAAGCCAUGCGUAUGACUGACCCUCUCCAGACAUCUCCUGAUAACUUGGUAACAGAGGUAUAUGAAGAGAGCAGGGGAGCAUACCGGUUCAAGUGCCCCAGUGCAGGUCUGUUCCCAAGUGGUGUAACCGGCCUUGGGUUUGGGAUGGAGGGGGAGGGGGAAGUGCUCUAUUGGACAGUCCCCUGGGACAGGCGGCUUCUAGCACAGAGAGGCAAGAGGCCUGCGGGACCCCUGUUCAAAUUCACAUGCCUUAAAGGGUCUGUCUGUCAACUACAACUCCCACACUGUGAGCUUCAUUCUAAGGGUGGAUGUGACUUCCUGUCUGUAGCCCAUGUGAUGGAUGACAGUUUGGAGUUUAUCCGUGACGUUCAGAUAACCGACAAACAUGUCAUAUUAAACAUCAGUGGAUUCUCUGCUUAUGGCAUCGUCAGGGAAGAUGACUCACCCACUGUCCCUAUACAUGCACUUGUCUUGUUAUUCUACAAACUCCCAGUUGUUCCUAAAAAGAGGUCCAUCCUUAAUGUGUUGUUGCUUCCUAGAAAUGUUAUGAUCAGGGAGGUACAGGAGGAGUGGAAGAGAAGGAAUGGAGACCAAGAAACCUACAUUGAAACUAACACUCACUGCCAACUAAUCCCAAAGCAAGAAUACACCCUGUCCACUGAUCUUACAGAUGAACAUCAAAUAAGACCAAAGGAUGCAGCAUUUGUGGAUUUCGAAUCCUAUGAAAAUUACAUCCCAACAUUUCAGUUGUUCUUACAAACUGUUGUUGAACAAGUUGAUCUUCUCCUAAAAGAAAAGGAUGGUGCAGAGUCUGUGUGGGAUAGACUUGUCUGGCUUCCAGUUUCACCAACAGAAAUCAUCUCUACAGCUUCCGGCCCUCUCCCUGUAGGCCCUCCUGCCAAUCCUCCUACUCUCUCAGGAGAGGACUUCAUAACAAAACACAGAGUGAAACUGGAGGAAUGCAUGGGUGAAUUGCAGCCCAUACUCCUCAAGCUCCAGGACUGUAAAGUACUGAACAAUGUGGAGCGAGAGAAGAUUGACAACAUAAGUUCACGGAUCCAGAGGAACAAGGCCCUUCUGGACAUGAUUAUGAGGAAGGGACCUCGUGCCCAGGAACAGCUCUACCAGGCCCUAAAAAAAGAGGACCCUUACCUGGUAGAAGACCUGGAAGAGGAGACAUCCUGACCAUAGAUUUGUGUGUAAGGUAAUCCAACGGUUGUGCCAAAAAUGACUACAACAUGUAAAUGGACCAGGAGCCUAGAGAUCAGGACAGGGUUGCUACGCAGGUGCACUGGCUGCAAACAGCAAGCUUCAGGACUUUGCUAUUUAAUGGCAUUAUAUAUGUUUUAAUCUCUGUAUAAAAUACAUAUGUAGAUGGUAAGUAUUUAUUUACAUUUUCAUGUCAGUAUUUUAUACACAUACAGAUUUAUGCAUCAGUCAUUUAUUUCUAUAGAUGAUCAAUGUCGCUGGAAUUUCUGUCUGCACACGUUUUUAUUGGUCUCAUACUGUGAUGGAGAGAUGCUUGUAUAAAAGUUGCAUCAUUCUUGUCCACAUAGAAUGUACUGUAUGAAAAUGAUCAUAUAGCCAGGCCUAGUCUGUUGAAUGGCAUAUCUGUGGACGAGAUCAAUGCUAUGUGGUGGCAGGCAACCUGUACAACAGUGUGAGGGCAAUGUUCAGUGUUCAUAAUGCUCAAUAGUGUAAAGUUAUAUUACAUUUGAUCUGAGCUACUCCACCUGUGUCAAAACAUCCUGGGUGGGUCAUGUUUCCAUUUGAAUAGCAGCUCUAUCCUAGCACGCCGUCCCCUCGUUCCAAAAAAAAAGUUCACACAUUGAUGAGCCGCUUCCGGACCACAGAUGAAAAGGGCUCUAUUCAAUCGGCAUUGCAGAAAUUGAUCUUUACAGCGUGAUUGACAUUUUAAGGCAAUGUUCCCGCUUUAGCGGAGGCUGCAUUCACGGUAAACGUUGCAUAUGUUGGCUCAAUCAGAAAUUACCUUUACAUUUCUAUCAAAAUGUUAUUCGUCACAUGCUUCGUAAAGAACAGGUGUAGACUAACAGUGAAAUUCUUCCUUACAGGCCCUUCCCAACAAUGUAGAGAGAAAGAAAAUAGAAAAGUAAUAACACGUAAAAAUAAAUACACAAUGAGUAACGAUAACUUGGCUAAAUACACAGGCACCAGUACCGAGCCGAUGUGCAGGGGUACGAGGUAAUUGAGCUAGAUACAGUGGCUUCAGAAAGUGUCAAACCCCUUGACUUUUUCCAUCUUUUAUUGUGUGGUACAGCCUGAAUUUUUAAUGGAUUAAAUGUUACUUUUCUGUCACUGGGCUACACAUAAUACCCAAUAAUGUCAAAGUGGAAUUUUUAUAAAUGAAUUUUAAAAUGAUAAAGCUGAAAUGUCUUGAGUCAAUAAGUAUUCAACCCCAAUGUUCUGGGAAGCCUAAAUAAGUUCUGGAAUAAAGAUUUGCUUAACAAGUCA